Molecule: messenger RNA, 471 nt
Organism: Paracoccidioides brasiliensis Pb18
Exons: 4
Coding region: 1-471 (156 amino acids)
Source: RefSeq, a predicted model, not a curated record
AUGCAUUUUUACGCGCUCUUCGUGCUGUUCCAGCUACUCUUAGCUGCGAGUGGAAUAUCUGCAGCUGCUAUUGUACCACAGCAGGCUCCAAGUGGUAUCUGGGUUGUGGGAGUAACUGAUAGAGACUCAGCUUCACUGGUUCAUUUUACUCCUGAAGGUGGUUUAAAAUUCCUCACUACCCCUGAGAGAUUUAUGGAUUUUAACAACGAUACUAUGACUACUGGCAUCCGAUUCGUUGAACUUCCAACGCAUCUCGGCAUAACGGGCCUAUAUCGCGAGAAUCAAACUGGUCUAGUGCAUUGGACGGGUGCAACUCAAACAGAAACAGGAUGGAUUCUUUGUUUCAUGUGGGAUGAAGAAUGGCAUCUGUUCUUCGAUGAUAGUAAAUGGCUUCUACCUCCUGCUGAUUGUAUCUCAACACAGAUGACAGCAGAACUGGCGACUCCGUUUCAAGGUUUACCCAAGCCAUAG